This is a messenger RNA of Batrachochytrium dendrobatidis JAM81, 354 nucleotides long. RefSeq lists its product as uncharacterized. NCBI's taxonomy places the organism in Eukaryota, Fungi, Chytridiomycota, Chytridiomycetes, Rhizophydiales. The annotation marks the transcript as partial. Gene Ontology annotation, molecular function: calcium ion binding. The transcript is spliced from 2 exons. The record is from RefSeq and is a predicted model, not a curated record.
CUACAAAAAGAAACUCAUUUUGAUGGGAUUGAAUUGGAAGCUUUGUUUGAGCAAUACCGUUCCUUAUCUACUAUUGACUCUCCCGAAGGAGGGAUAGACAAGGAUACUUAUUUCAAAUGUUUAGGCCCGCUUGGCUUUGAAAAAAACCUGAUUGCUGAACGCAUCUUUGCCUUUUUCGAUCAAGAUCGCGAUGGUAUCAUCUCAUUCAAAGAACUGGUUUGUGGACUAUCAAUUCUCUGCAAAGGAAAUCUGGACGAGCGAAUUCACUAUGCAUUCCAAGGUUAUGAUCUUGAUGGGGAUGGAUUUGUUUCUCGCGAUGAGUUGCGUCGUAUGUUCAAGGCGUACUUUAACAUG